Messenger RNA from Nelumbo nucifera (sacred lotus), 993 nucleotides. RefSeq names its product caffeoylshikimate esterase-like. NCBI's taxonomy places the organism in Eukaryota, Viridiplantae, Streptophyta, Magnoliopsida, Proteales, Nelumbonaceae. The record is from RefSeq and is a predicted model, not a curated record.
AUGGCUCACCCAAUACACCAAGCUAACGAAAACAGCCCUUUCGGAGAUCUCUCCAGGGAAGAAUUCUACAAGAAGCACCAUGUCCUCCACCAAGAGAAAUUCAUGCUUAACAAGCAAAACAUGAAGAUCUUCACUCAGUCAUGGCGGCCUGCAAACACAGCAAUGGCUGAGCUUAGGGGACUAGUCGCCAUGGUCCAUGGCUACACCUCUGAGAGCAGUUGGGUCUUCGAACUAACUGCUGUAGCCAUUGCCAAGGCCAGGCUUUAUGUCUGUGCGCUUGAUCUCCAAGGCCAUGGCUAUUCCGAGGGCUUGAGCGGCCAUAUUCCAGACAUCCGACCACUCGUCGAUGAUUGCAUCCAGUACUUCGACACAGCUCGAGAUGACCACCCGAAGCUUCCAGCCUUCUUGUUUGGUGAGUCCUUGGGGGGUGCAGUAGCCAUGCUCGUUGCUCUGAAACAGAAAGGGGUCUGGAGUGGUCUGGUCUUGAAUGGCGCCAUGUGUGGAGUGUCUUCCAAGUUUAAACCGGCGUGGCCCCUUGAGAUGCUUCUUCCGGUGGCAGCUUUCUUUGCACCCACCUGGAGAAUAGCGAUCACAAAACCGAUUGCAAGCAGAUCGUAUAAGGAGGAGUGGAAGAGAAAAUUGGUCGCGAAGAAUCCGAAUCGGCGGAGCUACGGCAAGCCACCGGCAGCCACUGCUCUUGAGUUCCUCAGAGUGUGUGAGCAAAUAAGGAGGAAGUGCCACGAGUUGGAGCUUCCCUUGCUGGUGGUGCAUGGAGAAGACGACCUUGUGUGCGAUUCAGACUCCGCGAGGCUGGUUUAUGAGAAGGCAGAAAGCAAGGACAAGACACUGAAGAUCUUUCCCGGAAUGUGGCAUCAGUGGAUCGGUGAACCAAAGGAAGGCGUCGACCAAGUCUUUGGAACAAUCUUGUCAUGGCUCCAAGAUCGAACUGACAAAGAUUUAAUCGAUUCAAAUAAGCUUUACGUGAAAAUGUAG